AUGGAGACGGCGGAGAGCUCCGUGAUGACGGAGAUGCUCCCGCCCUCCGAUUCCAUCGAGAAUCGGGGGAUCACGGUCCUCCGAAGUCGGGAGGAGCUUCGGAGGAUCGUGAUGGCGGAGGCACCGGAGGCGGCCUACUGCUUGGCCAGACUCGAUGUCGACGUCGAGUGCUGGGCCGGCCCUGCAGGCAAGCCCGGGGAGAAGGUGAACGAGCUAAUGUGCCGUGCCGGCGCAGACGACGACGCAUGUGCCGUGAUGGCGCAGACGACAGCACGAGCGACGAAUGUGCCGUGA
Symbiodinium sp. CCMP2592 is the source of this 294-nucleotide messenger RNA. NCBI's taxonomy places the organism in Eukaryota, Dinophyceae, Suessiales, Symbiodiniaceae. The record is from the annotation of a GenBank genome assembly.